CAGGAUACCAGGGUACCAGGGGUGAAGAGAUAACUCAGAGAGUGAAAGGCCGCCCCCGACUGUCGGUAUAAAAGCGACCUGCGCCCGCGCAGCGCCCCCACUACACAACAUGGCUGCCAUCACACGAUUGACGUUACUAGCGCUGGCGUGCGCCUGCGCAACCGCGCAGUACGAGGAGGAGCGCGCGCCGCGGUACAUCGCCUCGGGGCCACAGAAGGUGGCGCCCACGCCAGUGGCCAUCCUCAAGCAGAUUAACAGGCACAACGAGGACGGGUCGUACACGUACGGCUACGAGGCGGGUGACGGCUCCUUCAAGAUCGAGACCAAGUCCCCCACGGGGGAGGUCAAGGGGAAGUACGGGUACAAGGACGAUACGGGGAAGGUCCGUGUAAUAGAGUACGGUGCCAACAAGUACGGGUUCCAGCCAGCGGGAGAGGGCAUCACGGUGGCGCCCCCCACGCUGGUUGAUGAGACUAAGGAGGAGGACGAGAGGCAGCGACAGAGGGAGCAGAACCAAGGCCAGCGCUCCCAGUACCGUGCGCCCGCGCAACAACAACAGCAACAGUCCAUAGACUACGACUACGAAGAGCCGGCGCCGACCCCCGCCCCGCGCCCCGCCUACCGCGCCCCGCAGCCCGCCUACCGCGCUCCACAGCCGGCCCCGCAGCAGCCUGCCUACAGGGCACCCGCCCAGACCGCGCCCGCUAGACCUAGGCCGAUAGUAGUACCAGGAGCGGCGCCCGCCCCCGACCAGGGCCCGCAGCAGUUCUUCAACCCCGCCCCCGCCGCCCCCGCGCCGCGCCCGGCGUACCGCGCGCCCAAGCAGCAAGAGUUCAGCUUUGACAGCUUCGGAGACGACUUCGGGCAAGGGUUCAGCCAGCCCGCGCCGCAGCCGCAGCAGCAGCAGCAGCCUAGGUACACCCAAGCUCCCAGCCAGUACCAGCCUCAGAGCCAGCCGUUCUCCAUGCUGGACCAGUUGCUCAAGGAGUACGCCCUGCCGGCGGGGGGCGCCGCGCCGCUGCACGACAUCACCUUCGGGUCUUAUUAGAGUAGUUAGAGGAACCUAGAGGACAAAGCUGAGUUGCAGGAAGGAAUUUAAGGCUAAUGUCAGCAUUAAAUUUGUGUUUGUCUCUUUCUGUUACUACUGUCAAAGCAAGGCAGCUAUAUAUUUAAGGUCGAACUUAGCUUGAAGUCCCUUUCUGCAACUCAACGUAAGGGAUCUCACACAAUUCUGCCGCCACGUUUGCUCAAAAGACGACAGUUGAAAUGGAUUCUAUAUGGCUUUAUGCUUGGAAAACUUGAAAAUCAUACUGGUCAGGCAUACAUGCGUUGUAAAACUUGACGGCAGAAUUGAUCGUGAGUGGGAUCCUUAAAACCUUGUGAGACGAUGCAAGUUUUUGGCCUGAGCUGAAGUGGUAAAGAACGACAACGGCCUUAACAUGAAAAUGUCAUAAUGGGGAAUUAUUUUCUGCAUUCAUCUCGUGUUGUACUGUGUGCAAGAUAUUUUCAUCGUCUUAUUAGGUGCCUGGACCACACUGCGACAGCAACAGCACCCCUAUUAUUGUAAAAGAAAGGGAUGUAUGUACAUGCACUAACUUCGGUUCAUUAUCACAAUGUGAGCCAGGCCUAAAAGUGUACGUACACUGCAGUUACUUUUUCAGGUCAUCAAAAAACUUUUUUGUAAUUCAAUACUACACUAUUACACGGAUUUUGAAAAGUGAACUGCAGUGUUAAUGCACUAAAUACCAACUCUGAUAAGGGCAGUUAGGAUUGAAGGUGUAGAGAACCUAGAUAGAGGGAUGUCCUACCACAUGAUCUAGCAGCAACCUUAUUCCCAUAUUAUUAGUACAAUAAUUCAAACAGUUUCCUAAAGUGAAGUACUGACUGCCAUAAGAUAUUCAAUUUCAUUAAGUUGCUUAUAGAUCUUGUGGUAGAAUUUUUGAUAUGGGAUACUACCGUGGAUUUACUGAUAUUUGAUCUCAAUCUACUGAUUUUUUUAAAUGAAUAUGUUUUACGUAUUUUGUGAAUGCAUUCGAACUUCUAGUAAAGAUCGAACUUUAGCAUAUCCCGGUAAAUUGUCAUUUCUAACUAUGUACUUAGUUAAGUAAUAAAACUUUUGUAAAUAUUUAGUAUACGAUUUUUUACACUUCAAA
Molecule: messenger RNA, 2153 nt
Organism: Plutella xylostella (diamondback moth)
Lineage: Eukaryota; Metazoa; Arthropoda; Insecta; Lepidoptera; Plutellidae
Gene: CPR54
Product: cuticular protein RR-1 motif 54
Cellular component (GO): chitin-based extracellular matrix
Molecular function (GO): structural constituent of chitin-based larval cuticle
Source: RefSeq, a predicted model, not a curated record